Guillardia theta CCMP2712 is the source of this 789-nucleotide messenger RNA. RefSeq lists its product as hypothetical. Lineage: Eukaryota; Cryptophyceae; Pyrenomonadales; Geminigeraceae. The transcript has a single exon. Bases 1 to 789 code for a protein of 262 amino acids. The record is from RefSeq and is a predicted model, not a curated record.
AUGGCUUCGCGUUGCAUUCAAGGAAAGGACAAGUCAAGAUCAACCAAGGAAGCUGCUAUGGAAAUAUUUCUGCAGUACGUCUUCGUGUCCUACAGUGACGAAGACGUUCGGUUCGACCUCCUCUGCCAGGUCAAUUCCUUUUUCCACAAGUUUGCACAGCCGCUCCUUGUCCCAUGGCUGAAGCGACAGCUGCCGGAGCAUGCCGUCGUCGAGCCUUCCAAGGAUGCAAAUCCCUUUCUGGGGAUCCUCUGCAAGGAUCCUUCCUGGUGCUGCAGGAACGAGGAGGAGGGGAUGUUUCCCUUCCUCAUCGCUCCCGAUCCCAUCGUGAGCUCGUGUGGGACAGGAGCGAUCUACCGGCUCGAGCUCAGGAAGGCAGCGAAGAGGGCGAGCACGGGAUGCAUCGAGGUUCCGAUCCCGCGGGUAGCGAGGAUGUACUCCUGGUACCGGCAGCUACAGCUGGAGGUGGGGUACUUCUCCCCUUGCAAGCACCUGCGGGGGGUGGUCAACUGCGCGGACAACAACUGCCUCCAGCAUGAUCGGGUAUUCUGGUACAUCGACCCCGACGGCAACCCUCGUCCUCCUCCCCUCGAGCCCCUUGAGCUGCCUCCCGCCUGGCUGCAGGGCCGCUACUCGAUCCAGGAGGUGGGGACGGGGAGUCGCAAGUAUCUCGAGCUCAAGUUCUUCCUGUACGAGAUGUCGAUGCGAGCACCCAAGGUGGAGGAGCUCAGCGGUACGAAGGAUAGGGGGAGAGUGGGAGGGAGUCGUGAGGAGGGAGGAGGAGGAGGGUGA